AUGUGUGUUUGCUUACCUCUUUUAAUCUUUGUUCGUUUCAGUCUGAACUCAGCGUUUGCGCCCGUCGCAGUUCUGCCAUCCUCGGAAUGGGACAGAAGAGCAAGAAAGGCGUUAUGGCUCUGUGACCAGUCGUGGAUCGCCGUAAGGAAUGGCAGCACCGGCAACCUGGAGCAGGCCGCACAGAUGGCCGUGGAUGCCUGGGGAGGCACUCUUAUGCGUGGCCACGACUGCUGCGUGAUGUUGGCACCACCCUACUGCUACACAAUGAAGACUGAUGUCUUUGACUUUGCGAUUCCGGUGCUGCUCUCACUGUUUGCAAUGCUGUUCGCAGCUGUUGCAUCCAAGUCUUGCGCUCUUUGGGUUCGCCAACUUGGGCGGAAAGCUCCUGAAGAGCAGUUUCAUGGCAAAGAGCCACAACAAGGGCAGCCACAAAGUGCUGUCGACCUCGAGCAGAAGCUCCUAGCAAUUUGGGACCAGUCCUGUCUUGGCGGCAAGGGCGACCCACAAAAAGCUUUGCCCCGAUCUCGGGAGUGGGGCCGUGCAGCGGCAAACUUCUUCGCUACGAUGAAGCUUGCCUUUGACUUUCAGGCGGACAGCGUCUGCAACCAGUUCGAGCACUUGAUUUCCCUCUGGAG
Molecule: messenger RNA, 635 nt
Organism: Symbiodinium necroappetens
Lineage: Eukaryota; Dinophyceae; Suessiales; Symbiodiniaceae
Source: the annotation of a GenBank genome assembly